UAAAAAUCCAGGUGGAGGAAACAGAAGAUGAUAAUGAGGAAAUCUCAAGCGAAGAGGAGGAGGAAGAUAAACUACCUCGAAGGGAGAGCUUGAGACCAAAGAGAAAACGGACCAGAGAUGUGAUCAAUGAGGAUGACCCAGAACCUGAACCAGAGGAUGAAGAAACAAGGAAGGCAAGAGAAAAAGAGAGGAGGAGGCGGCUGAAGAGAGGCGCGUAAGAAGAAGAAGAAAUUGAUGAAGAGGAAUUGGAAAGAUUGAAGGCAGAGUUAGAUGAGAACAGACAAAUGAUUGCUACUGUCAAAUGCAAACCUUGGAAGAUGGAGAAGAAAAUGGAAGUUCUCAAAGAAGCAAAAAAAUUUGUGAAUGAAAAUGAAGGUGCACUUGGGAAAGGAAAAGGAAAACGGUGGUUUGCAUUUAAGAUGAUGAUGGCCAAGAAAUGGGUAAAAUUCCUCCGUGAUUUCGAGAACUUCAAAGCUGCUUGUGUCCCAUGGGAAAAUAAAAUCAAGGCGAUAGAAAGUCAGUUUGGCUCAUCAGUGGCCUCAUACUUCCUCUUCUUGAGAUGGAUGUAUGGGGUAAAUAUGGUUCUCUUUAUCCUGACAUUCAGCCUCAUCAUGUUGCCAGAGUACCUCUGGGGUUUGCCAUAUGGCAGCUUACCUAGGAAAACAGUUCCCAGAGCUGAAGAGGCAUCGGCAGCGAACUUUGGUGUGUUGUACGACUUCAAUGGCUUGGCACAAUAUUCUGUCCUCUUUUAUGGAUAUUACGACAAUAAACGAACGAUUGGAUGGAUGAAUUUCAGGUUACCGCUGUCCUAUUUUCUCGUGGGGAUUAUGUGCAUUGGAUACAGCUUUCUGGUUGUCCUCAAAGCGAUGACAAAAAAUAUUGGUGAUGAUGGAGGUGGUGAUGACAACACUUUCAACUUCAGCUGGAAGAUGUUCACCAGCUGGGACUACCUGAUUGGCAAUCCUGAAACAGCAGACAACAAAUUUAAUUCUAUCACAAUGAACUUUAAGGAAGCUAUAAUAGAAGAAAGAGCUGCCCAAGUGGAAGAAAAUGUCCAUUUGAUCCGAUUCUUGAGGUUUCUUGCUAACUUCUUCGUGUUUCUAACUCUUGGCGGGAGCGGAUACCUCAUCUUUUGGGCUGUGAAGCGAUCCCAGGAAUUUGCCCAGCAAGAUCCUGACACCCUUGGGUGGUGGGAAAAAAAUGAAAUGAACAUGGUUAUGUCCCUUCUGGGGAUGUUCUGUCCAACACUGUUUGACUUAUUUGCUGAAUUGGAAGACUACCAUCCUCUCAUCGCUCUGAAAUGGCUGCUGGGACGCAUUUUUGCUCUUCUUUUGGGCAACUUGUAUGUAUUUAUUCUUGCCUUGAUGGAUGAGAUUAACAACAAGAUCGAAGAGGAGAAGCUAGUAAAGGCCAACAUUACUCUGUGGGAAGCCAACAUGAUCAAGGCCUACAAUGCAUCCCUCUCUGGAAAUAGCACUGGGCCCCCCUUUUUUGUUCACCCUGCAGAUGUACCUCGGGGACCCUGCUGGGAAACAAUGGUGGGACAGGAAUUCGUGCGGCUGACUGUUUCUGAUGUUCUGACCACCUAUGUCACAAUCCUCAUCGGGGACUUUCUCAGGGCAUGUUUUGUGAGGUUUUGCAAUUACUGCUGGUGCUGGGAUUUAGAGUAUGGAUAUCCUUCAUACACUGAAUUUGACAUCAGUGGCAAUGUCCUCGCUCUGAUCUUCAACCAAGGCAUGAUCUGGAUGGGCUCCUUCUUUGCUCCCAGCCUCCCCGGCAUCAAUAUCCUUCGACUCCACACCUCCAUGUACUUUCAGUGCUGGGCCGUGAUGUGUUGCAACGUUCCCGAGGCCAGAGUCUUCAAAGCUUCCAGAUCAAAUAAUUUCUACCUGGGCAUGCUUUUGCUCAUCCUCUUCCUGUCCACCAUGCCGGUCUUGUACAUGAUCGUAUCCCUCCCACCAUCUUUUGAUUGUGGCCCCUUCAGUGGCAAAAAUCGGAUGUUUGAAGUCAUUGGAGAGACACUAGAGCAUGAUUUCCCAAGCUGGAUGGCGAAGAUCUUGAGACAGCUUUCCAACCCCGGGCUGGUCAUUGCUGUCGUUUUGGUGAUGGCUUUGACCAUCUAUUAUCUCAAUGCUACUGCCAAGGGCCAGAAGUCAGCAAAUCUGGAUCUCAAAAAGAAGAUGAAACAGCAAGCCUUGGAGAACAAAAUGCGAAACAAGAAAAUGGCAGCUGCGCGAGCAGCUGCAGCUGCUGGUGGCAAGUAG
Molecule: messenger RNA, 2264 nt
Organism: Galeopterus variegatus (Sunda flying lemur)
Lineage: Eukaryota; Metazoa; Chordata; Mammalia; Dermoptera; Cynocephalidae
Gene: TMC1
Product: transmembrane channel-like 1
Exons: 19
Biological process (GO): vestibular reflex; detection of mechanical stimulus involved in sensory perception of sound
Cellular component (GO): plasma membrane
Molecular function (GO): mechanosensitive monoatomic ion channel activity
Source: RefSeq, a predicted model, not a curated record